Messenger RNA from Aspergillus fumigatus Af293, 1044 nucleotides. RefSeq names its product putative 4-hydroxyphenylpyruvate dioxygenase. The record is from RefSeq and is a predicted model, not a curated record. NCBI's taxonomy places the organism in Eukaryota, Fungi, Ascomycota, Eurotiomycetes, Eurotiales, Aspergillaceae.
AUGCCUUGCCGGCCAGCAAUCUCGUCCAUGUCCCUUGUGCGCACGAUCUGCCAGAAAAAACUCCAGCAAGCCGCGCAUCAAGGGUUCAAAGGCAUUGAAUUCUUCUACGAAGACUUAGAGACGUUUGCCGCACAGUCGUCUGGCGGUGCCAGUCGCCUUAACAUCCUCAAAGGUGCUCUCCGCAUCCGCCAUCUUUGCACCUCGCUCCAGCUAGAGAUCAUCGCCCUGCAGCCGUUCUGGUUUUACGAAGGUGUCCUGGAUGAAGCCGAGCAUAACCGCCUCAUUGAUGAUAAGUUGCGCUUCUGGUUUGAGAUCUGUCAUAUCCUGCACACAGACAUGAUCCUUAUCCCGUCCAAUUUUCUCCCUCCAGACCCUGAGACCGGCGAACCCCGGACUACCGGCAACCGGCGAGUGAUCGUAUCCGACCUGCGCCAGGCUGCAGAUCUAGGACUGGCCCAGUCCCCGCCGAUCCGUUUCUCUUACGAGGCUCUUGCCUGGGGAAACCACGUCGAUACUUGGGAACAAAGCUGGGACAUCGUUCGUCGUGUAGAUCGUCCCAACUUUGGUCUUUGCCUGGAUACCUUCAACAUUGCCGCCCGGGUGUACGCCGAUCCGGCCAGUGCAUCGGGGAUGACUUAUAAUGGCGCGAAAGAGCUGCAGAGGUCCCUCGCACGUCUCCGUCAGACUGUCGACCCGAAACGAGUGUUUUUGUUCCAGGUUGUCGACGGGGAACGCUUGAAGGCGCCAUUGGUGAUGGGUCAUGAAUGGUAUGUGGCGGAGCAGCCAAGUCGCAUGAGCUGGUCUCGGAAUGCAAGACUGUUUGCCUUCGAAGAAGGGGGAUAUCUUCCGGUGAAGGACAUUGCCCGAACUGUCUUUGCUCUGGGAUACGGGGGUUGGGUUUCGAUGGAAUUGUUCUCCCGCACAACCUUCGACCCCGACCCCAAUACUCCUUACGGCCAUGCACAACGUGGGAUCGCAUCAUGGAAGACACUGGUGACUGAAAUGCAGGGAGAGAUGGUUUGUGCGAAGGCUGACAGUGUAUAA